This is a messenger RNA of Coniosporium apollinis CBS 100218, 1989 nucleotides long. RefSeq lists its product as uncharacterized. Gene Ontology annotation, molecular function: microtubule binding. Gene Ontology annotation, cellular component: centrosome; kinesin complex; kinetochore. The coding region runs from base 1 to 1989 and encodes 662 amino acids. The transcript is spliced from 3 exons. NCBI's taxonomy places the organism in Eukaryota, Fungi, Ascomycota, Dothideomycetes. Gene Ontology annotation, biological process: centrosome localization; mitotic centrosome separation; cell migration. The record is from RefSeq and is a predicted model, not a curated record.
AUGACAUCAGCCUACGAACCGCCAUCCUCGCCAGCAAUCCAUGGAUCGAGUCUAGGGGAAGAGUUGGCAUACUACAAGGCGCAGUAUGAGCAGCUGGAAGUCGAACUGCAGGAAUUUCAGGCCUCGAGCCGGGAGCUGGAGGCGGAACUGGAGAAGGACGUAGAGGCGUCGGAGAAGCGGGAAAGGCAGUUGAAAGAGAAGGUUGAGGGGCUGGGCUUUGAGGUUGAGGAGUGGAAGGCAAAGUACAAACAGUCCAAAGCCGAGGCCGCCUCGGCGCAGAACACAUUGCAAAAAGAGAUCACGACCCUGCGCGAUUCGAAUCGGACGCUCCAGCUCAAACUCCGCGACAUCGAAGUAGCGAAUGACGACUUUGAGCGCCAGGCGCGUAACACGACCUCCUCCCUCGAAGACCUUGAAUCGAAAUACAACGUCGCAAUAGAGCGAGGCGUGAUGCUGGAAGAAGAGAUGAAGGCCAACGAGCAGGAACGCGAGUCGCUACGUAUAGAAACCCAGCGUCUGCGCGAGGAGCUCUCCGACCUCAAGAUCGAAGCCGAGAUCGUGCAAGGCAAGCUCCGCCACGCCGAAGCAACCGUAGCACGGCAGCGCGACAACAAGGUUCGGGCGAUCAAAUCGCAAGGCGUCCUCCGCCCACGCUCCCCCGUCUCCGAAGCCUCCACCUCAGCAACGACGCUCUCCUCGCCCACCGCCUCAACGCCCCCGCCGCUCAAGUCCGAUACCUCCUCCGCUGUGACCGCAACACCUCCCUCGCCGCCCCUCUCCGACGCUUCCUUAACCGCAAACGUGAAUGCAGCAAAUCUUACCACGCCCCUCCCCACCAUCAAGAAGCGUCCGCCGACCGCCACAGCGCCAACCACGACCCCUAGACCGAACUAUUCAAACACCACCAUCCGCGCCCCCCGCCACUCCCGCGGCCCCUCCCUCCCCGUCCCCAGCUCCACCAACCCAGCCGGCCGUACAACCCCCUCGCUACCCCGGCGCACAGCCCCGACCCCAUCCGCAGCGCCUACACCCACCACCACUCGCCAAACCCGCCCAACGCGCCAAAGCACCAUCAGCAGCAUCCGCGGGCUAAUAGGCAAGAUGCAAAAGCUCGAGCAGCGCGUACAUUCCGCGCGCUCGAAACUACCCGCCCCAUCCGCCACCCCCGAGCGCGCAAGUCCGAACCCCAGAGAUGGCCGAGGAAGCGCGCUGGGCCACCACGUUCCAAGCACCGUCACAGUGCGGAGUUCGCGGAAACGUGUCAGCGGCAGCACGGCUAUGACUAUGAGCACGACUCAUACAGCUGCUACCGACGCCAAUCCCGCUGCAAGCGUUGGAGCUGGAGACACGCUUGAGCCCCGCAAACCGCGCCGCGCAGUAAGUAGGCUCUCCUUCGGGCACAGCGCCCGCGCCAGCAUCAGCGGCGCGCCCGAGCGCUCGGCAAGCAGGCUCGGGACAGAGGAGAGCAGGCCUAGCAGCCGCGCCAGUGUAGCCAGUUUCGUGAGUAACACCUUCCGCCCGAGCAGCCGGAGUAGCAUGUCCGGCGCGCGGGCGCCGCUGCUGGGCUCCGAAGGGGUUUUUGCUCCUCCCACCAGCAACGCGGACGGAAGGCCGGGGAGUGGGAUGGGCGGCGUGUUUGGGCACGGCCAUGGGCAUGCGUACGGACACGGCCACUCAGCGAGCAUCAGCGUAAUGGAAGAAACCGACACGUUCGCAACACCCACGCUACCACGACAUUCGGCUGCCCGCGCGGCCAGAGACUCGAUCGGCUCGGCGAUCCCGACGCCGAGCGCGCUGCCCAGGCGGAAGAGCGGAGGCGUGGCGGUAAGUGGAGGGGGGAGGAGGAGCAGCGUCGGGUUAGCAAGGCCGGGGUCGAGCCACAGGCCGGGGUCGAGUCAUAGUGAGAAAGGGGGAGGGGAUAUGCCGCCGCCACCGACAACGACGGCGGGGCGGACGAGGAAGUUGAGUGGGGUUGGAGAAACGUACUGA